Penicillium verhagenii is the source of this 2130-nucleotide messenger RNA. RefSeq names its product acetyl/propionyl/methylcrotonyl-CoA carboxylase subunit alpha. Bases 1 to 2130 code for a protein of 709 amino acids. Gene Ontology annotation, molecular function: methylcrotonoyl-CoA carboxylase activity; ATP binding; metal ion binding. Gene Ontology annotation, cellular component: mitochondrion. Lineage: Eukaryota; Fungi; Ascomycota; Eurotiomycetes; Eurotiales; Aspergillaceae. The transcript has 5 exons. The record is from RefSeq and is a predicted model, not a curated record.
AUGACCCUUUCAUCCCUUCUCCGCAUUACUCCCCGCCUCGCUCCGACCGCAGCCCGGAGGACAGUCCGAGCUGUGUCCUCGUUAUCUGGCACGAAUGCCACCCCACAGAAGUCAUUGGACUCAAUAUUAAUUGCUAACCGAGGAGAGAUUGCACUGCGCGUUGGCCGGACUGCUGCGGAGCAUGGAAUUCGCGUGACGACCCUCUACACAGACCCAGAUAGUCGAUCCCAACACGCCUUAAGCUCGCCAUUUGCAUUCAACUUGGGCUCCGUGUCAGCUUAUUUGGAUGGAGAUCGAAUUAUUGAGAUUGCGAAAAAAGAAGGAUGCCGGGGUAUACACCCUGGAUAUGGAUUUUUGAGUGAAAAUUCCGCCUUUGCCAAAAAAUGCACCGAAGCUGGGCUCGUAUUUAUUGGGCCCCCAUGGAAAGCAAUCGAGGAGAUGGGCGAUAAGAGUCGCUCUAAGGAAAUCAUGCUUGCCGCGGGAGUGCCUUGUGUCCCUGGGUAUCACGGCCAAAAUCAAGACCCCCAAUUCCUCGAAGCCGAGGCCGAUAAGAUUAAAUAUCCGGUUCUCAUCAAAGCCAUUAAAGGUGGCGGUGGAAAGGGAAUGCGUAUCGCCACUUCCAAAGCAGAGUUCCAGGCACAACUUGAGUCUGCAAAGUCAGAAUCCAUGAACUCAUUUGGAGACGACAAUGUAUUGGUGGAGAAAUACAUUACCACACCGCGGCAUAUUGAGGUUCAGGUAUUCGCAGAUAAGCAUGGGAAUAGCGUCGCACUGGGCGAACGAGAUUGCAGUAUUCAGCGAAGACAUCAGAAGAUCCUAGAGGAGUCUCCUGCACCACAUCUGCCAGAUGCAACUCGCAAGGACAUCUGGGCGAAGGCUCGAUCUGCCGCAUUAGCGGUAGGAUACGAAGGCGCGGGUACUGUGGAAUUUAUUUUUGACAACGAUUCGGGUGAAUUCUAUUUCAUGGAGAUGAACACGCGGCUCCAAGUUGAGCAUCCUGUGACAGAAAUGGUUACAGGACAGGACCUGGUGCACUGGCAGAUCAUGGUGGCGGAAGGAUCCCCCCUACCGCUUACGCAGGAGCAAGUGGAAGAGCAGAUCGCUCGUAGCGGCCAUGCAAUCGAAGCCCGGAUUUACGCCGAGAAUCCAAACCAGGGAUUCAUUCCCGACUCUGGGCGCUUAAUUCAUGUACGAACACCCACCACCACAGAUGAUGUUCGCAUUGAUGCUGGAUUUGUCGAGGGCGAUGAUGUCUCUGCACACUACGAUCCCAUGAUCUCCAAGUUGAUUGUUCGUGGCGAAACUCGCGAGGAAGCUAUUCGCAAACUGGGCGCUGCGCUAGAGCAGUACGAGGUCGCGGGCCCCGUGACGAACAUCGAGUUCCUCAAGACCAUCUGUCGCAGUCCAGAUUUCAUAUCCGGAGACGUUGAAACUGGGUAUAUCGAGAAGCACCGAGAGGAGCUGUUCGCCCCAAAGCCGAUUGAAGAUGAGACCCUGGCUCAAGUUGCUUUAGCAUGCCUACACCGUGAUAUUCACUCAUCUGCCAGGCCUUCCAACGGGCUUGCUGGAUCUGCAGUUGGAUUUGCUCCAAGCUUUAUGCAGCGACAAUUGUCGUUCAUUGAAUCAACAGGAUCCACGGGUGAAGGAACUACCUUCCACAUUAGUGUUCAGCAAACUGCCGAUCACACAUUCAACAUUACAGCCGGGGGUAGAGUCUUUGAGCAAGUCGAGAGCCGCAUGGAUCCGGAAACACACGUGGUGACAUCUUUCUUCCCACAUACUCGGCUCGAUACCACAGUGGUCCAAGAGGAAGACACGAUCAUCGCAUUCCAGCGAGGUGUGCAAUAUCGCUUGGCCGUACCGCGUGCGAAGUGGAUGGAGAAGGCUCUGGGGAUGAAGGACAUUGCGAACAGCGUACUGGCUCCAAUGCCUUGCAAGGUGCUUCGAGUGGAAGUCCAGGCUGGCGAUGUGGUUGAAAAGGACCAGCCACUGGUGGUUAUUGAGAGUAUGAAGAUGGAAACAGUGAUUCGCAGCCCCCACCAGGGAACAAUUGCGCGUGUCGUGCAUAAGCAAGGGGAUCAAUGCAAGAGCGGCACGCCCUUGGUCGAGUUUGCCGAAGAGCAAGAAUAA